Molecule: messenger RNA, 1166 nt
Organism: Dinoponera quadriceps
Lineage: Eukaryota; Metazoa; Arthropoda; Insecta; Hymenoptera; Formicidae
Gene: MBD-like
Product: methyl-CpG-binding domain protein 3
Exons: 5
Coding region: 379-1047 (222 amino acids)
Source: RefSeq, a predicted model, not a curated record
UUAUGUAUCUGUCAAUUUCGUUUAUAAUUUUGUAUAUAUAUACUUUUUUAUUUGUUAUAAUUGUAUGCUGUGUAUUUUUACCUGAGUUAGUUGCGCGUAUGUUUUUAUCAACAGUUUUAUCAAUAAUAAAGCAGACUUUUCGUAUAUUCAGCAACACGGAGAAAUUUCUCUGUGAUUCUUUCCGGCUAAUUUUGAAGCAGGCGAAAAUUAGUAAAACGGUCCCGCAGUUUUCGUCAAUUUCGGAACUCAUUGCGGAGAGAGAGAGCGCUGCGAUCUUCCCGUCGAUGAGUUUAUAUCGGACUGUCAAAUCGUGACGAGCGGGUCGUACGAGGAAGUAAAUACAAUUUGCGAAUACAGUGAAAAGACACACUUUCCAGGAUGAAUAUGUCAGUGGAGAAAAGAAAAUGCCCGUCGGCUUUGCCGAUCAAUUGGCCGCCGCGAGAGGAGCCGUCGAGGAAGAGCCAGAACCAGUUGGCGUCAUCGGGGAAGGUCGAUGUUUAUUUUUACAGCCGAGGGAGAAACGACGCGACGUUAGUACCACCGAUCAGGCAAACCGCGUCGAUUUUCAAGCAACCGGUGACCAUCUACAAGAUGCAGGAUGGGAAGGUGAAGGACAUGAAGCAAAGCAGUCAGGAUAAACCGAAGCAGGAAGGAAGCGAUAAAACCGAUGGCAAAUAUGGUUCCCAAGAUAAGCCUAAGCAGCUGUUCUGGGAGAAACGUUUAGAGAGAUUGCGGGCCUGCGAUCCCAACGGCUACGAAUUCGACGCGAUGGACCUGCCGAAGAACUUGAAGCCGGUAGGACCGAAUAUCACGGAAGAGACCCUACUGCAGAGCGUGGCCACUGCGUUGCACGUCUCCACUAAUGCAGUCACGGGACAAACGGGCCCGAAAGCAGCUUUGGAGAAGAACCCCGGCGUGUUUCUUAAUCCGGAGCAGCCACUUGUACAGGCAGUCUCGAUAGCGGACGAGGAUCUCAAGAGGCAAGAGGAACGAGUGGCUAUCGCAAGGAAAAAACUGCAAGACGCUUUACGUGCUUUUCAGACCUAAACUGUGUGCUAGCAUUAUACCCGCUAUCAUUCAUCCUCAUCCCUUAAUUUCUAAUUUAGUUAAGUCCGUUAUAAAUUAUGUCGCAUCACCUUUUGUAAUAAAUGUUUUUGUAAAGAAAA